Molecule: messenger RNA, 1559 nt
Organism: Aureococcus anophagefferens
Lineage: Eukaryota; Pelagophyceae; Pelagomonadales; Pelagomonadaceae
Exons: 4
Coding region: 130-1440 (436 amino acids)
Biological process (GO): endocytosis; peptidyl-serine phosphorylation; signal transduction
Cellular component (GO): nucleus; cytoplasm
Molecular function (GO): protein serine/threonine kinase activity; ATP binding
Source: RefSeq, a predicted model, not a curated record
AAAACUCACUCCGCACGGCCAGGAAGCCGAACCUCGUCGACACACGCUGCCCGCCGGCCGCGGGGCGCGCGCGCAUGGCAUCGUGAGGCGCCGCGCUUGCGCUCCCCGCCCCGCGCCUCCCGCUCGACCAUGUCCGAGAAGCGCGCGUGCCCCCCGGUGAAGCGCGUGCAGAGCUUCACGCUCCACAAGAAAAUCGGCUCCGGCUCCUUCGGAGAGAUCUUCUCCGGCGUCAACGAGGGCGGGGAGGAGGUCGCCGUCAAGCUCGAGGCCGUGGAGACGCGCCACCCGCAGCUCCUCUACGAGAGCCGCGUCUACCGCGCGCUCGCGGGCUCGGCGGGCGUCCCGACGGUCCGCUGGUGCGGCGUCGAGGGCGACCACAACGCCAUGGUCAUGGAGCUGCUCGGCCCGUCGCUCGAGGACCUCUUCAACCAGUGCGGCCGCCGGUUCACGCUCAAGACCGUCCUGAGCGUCGCGGGCCAGCUCCUCGAGCGGCUCGAGGCCGUCCACGUGCGCCACUUCGUGCACCGCGACGUCAAGCCCGACAACUUCCUCGUCGGCCGCGGCGCCGUCGCGUCGCGCGUCGUCCACGCCAUCGACUUCGGGCUCGCGAAGAAGUACCGGGACCCGCGGAGCCACGAGCACAUCCCCUACCGCGAGAACAAGAACCUCACGGGCACCGCGCGCUACGCGUCGAUCAACACGCACGUCGGCAUCGAGCCCUCGCGCCGCGACGACCUCGAGUCGCUGGGCUACGUGCUCAUGUAUUUGGCGCGGGGGUCCCUGCCCUGGCAGGGCCUCAAGGCGGACACGAAGGCGAAGAAGUACGAGCGCAUCAAGAAGCGCAAAAUGGAGACGUCGGCGGCGACGCUCUGCGACGGCUUCGCGCCCGAGUUUCGCCGCUACUUCGAGUACUGCCGGAGCCUGCGCUUCGACGACCGGCCCGACUACGCCUACCUGCGCAAGCUCUUCCUCGACGUCUACAAGCGCGAGAAGUUCCGCGACGACAACUUGUUCGACUGGGACUUCCUGCCGCGGCGCGCGCCGCCCUGGGACGCGGCGCGCGGCGCGGACGCGCCGCCGCCGCCGCCCGCGCCGGCGGCGCGCCGCGGCGCGCCCAAGGCCAAGGAGGAGGCGCCGGCGGCCGCGCCGGGCGCGCCCGCGCGGCCCCGCGCCAAGGCCUCGCCCGAGAAGAAGCGCGGCGCCGCCGCGCCGCGCGACGGCGCGCCGGCGCCGCGCCGCGGCAAGUCGUCGCGCGGCGCGCCGGCGCCCGACGCCAAUAAGCCGCCGCGCGCCGCCGCGCCGGGGCCCCGGGCCCGCAAGCCCCGGGGCCGCGACGACGCCGCGGACCCGUCGUCCGAGAACGACGGCGGCCCGCGCCGGUCCACGCGCAAGAAGGAGUCCGUCGAGCGCUACGUCGCCAACUCGGCGACCGUCGACUGACCCCCCGUUUUCGCGCGGCCCUUUUUCGACCGCCGCGCUCGCUCGCGCCGCCCUCCCCCCGCGCCCCCGACCCGACGCCACGCCGGGGCGGGGGCGCGCGCUUAUCGUGUGUAGCUGCC